AUGCAGGCGUUUUCCCGACUGUCAACAACGACGAGCCCGGCUAAGACCGCCAUCAAGCUUAACGAAAAGAGACGAAAGACUGCCACAGGAGCGGCUACCUCGCAAAAGUCACCGCAUCAGCCAAACCAGCAUCGACGACCCAUUGUGCCCUUUGGAAAGAAAGAUCGCAUAUUACUAGUCGGAGAAGGUGACUUCUCCUUUGCCCGCUCAUUGCUUUGCCAGCAUCGCUGCAAGAAUGUCUUUGCUACUUCUUAUGACUCCAAGGAGGCUCUCCAGAGCAAGUAUCCUCUGGCAGAUCGCAACAUCAGAGACAUCCUCGGGCCCUCCACCGACCCGGAAAGCUCGAACGAAGAAAAGUUUCGAUUGCCCGGUAAAACACGUUAUCUUACCAGAGUCAUGUUCUCUGUUGAUGCUCGAAAACUGGGUCUUCCUGGCGGUGGCGGCAAGGACAUUCGCAACGGCUGGCCUAGACGAGAACAUCAGGGUCCGGCAUGGCAACAUGCGAAAACUGGUGAUUUCGCUUCUCACCAAACAGGUGGGCCAUGGGAUGUUAUCUCAUUCAAUUUCCCGCAUGUUGGCGGUCUCUCCACCGAUGUGAAUCGACAGGUUCGCGCCAACCAAGAACUCCUGGUAUCUUUCUUUAAGGCCUGCAUCCCCUUGUUAUCACCCAGCGAAGAGUUGCUGAACGACGAUGAAGAUAAUGAGUGGGAUGACUGGGAAGGAUCUGAUUCCGAGCUCAGCCUGGGUGGCGAUGAGCACGGCGCCGAUGAAAACAAGCCAGUCCGAUCCGUAAUGGCUAGCGGCCGAGACGAAGAUAAGAAUAGAUCUGCCCCUGGUCGGAUUCUGGUGACUAUAUUCGAGGGGGAACCAUAUACGCUCUGGAAUAUCAAGGACCUUGCGCGACAUGCUGGCUUGCGAGUGGUUACGAGCUUCAAGUUCCCAUGGGGUUGUUAUCGAGGUUAUUCGCAUGCACGGACACUUGGCGAAGUUAAGGGGAAGCAUGGAGGCAGAGGGGGAUGGCGAGGCGAGGAUAGGGAUGCAAGAACAUACGUAUUCGAGAUUAGGCGAGAUGACCAACCAGUGCCUGGAAAGAAAGCGCCAUCAUCCCGAGUCGAUCAGAGAAAGAGAACGAGAGAAGCUUCUGAUAGUGAUAGUGAUUAA
Messenger RNA from Aspergillus saccharolyticus JOP 1030-1, 1161 nucleotides. Its product is annotated as 25S rRNA (uracil2634-N3)-methyltransferase. Bases 1 to 1161 code for a protein of 386 amino acids. Gene Ontology annotation, biological process: rRNA base methylation. The record is from RefSeq and is a predicted model, not a curated record. NCBI's taxonomy places the organism in Eukaryota, Fungi, Ascomycota, Eurotiomycetes, Eurotiales, Aspergillaceae. Gene Ontology annotation, cellular component: cytoplasm. The transcript is spliced from 2 exons. Gene Ontology annotation, molecular function: rRNA (uridine-N3-)-methyltransferase activity.